Molecule: messenger RNA, 2325 nt
Organism: Penicillium brasilianum
Lineage: Eukaryota; Fungi; Ascomycota; Eurotiomycetes; Eurotiales; Aspergillaceae
Source: the annotation of a GenBank genome assembly
CCCGACCCCAACCCCCAAGAUACGAUCCUCCACACCGUGGCAGAGCCUAGGCUGUAACUCCCGAACUGUCUCUCUUUAUUUCAUUUUAUGACAAACCGAUAGCAUAGGCCCCGUGGGGAUGUAUGCCCCCGGCCCGGCGCAGGAGGUCAUCGAGGCGGCAGGGUCCACAAGAGGUACAUAAGAGUACUUUCCUCGCACUAUGUCUCGGUGAGCAGUUUGGAGUACCGGUAAGUACCUCGAACCUCGCCCGGGCCGGAGUUUGAACUCGUUCGGUGAACAGCAAACUCUGUUGAUGCUUAUGUCAGCAGGCCGAAUUCCGUCCGCCAAACGUCCGUUCAAGUCGGCAUCCCGUCAGGUGGCGGUCGAAGGCGCAAGCCCUAGGGGAAACUAUAGAAAAGUGAAUCAACACAAUGAAUAUCACAAUUUGAGUCUCAAAAUGGCCCAUUUUUCCAGGCAAUAAAAGCUCUCAACCCGGGAGAUUCUAAGAGAUUCAAAAACGGUAUCUAACCCCGUUCUCCACGUUUCCAGUCCCAAGUGGAGCGCACCGUAGGGUAUGGCCCAUUGCCACGCGCCAAGAGGAAAAAAAUAUGGGUCGAAUAUGUCUUCAGUUUCCGUUACCUCCACGUUGGUCCCCAGAAUAUUUUCUUCUCGUCAUCCUCCGCCUGGACGUGUGCGUCUUUUCUCCAUAUUUCCCCAUUCACAGUCACAAUGAGCGCUGUCGAAGCACCCCAUGCAAUCCCGGCGCGGGACAUCGAGGUCUAUCACGAUCAGGAUGAGACGGAGAAGGCUUUCUCUGAAAAGCCUCCGCCAGUGGAUGAUCCUUUCGGAAACGAGGAAGCUGGGGAAGUCAAGUAUCGCGUGAUGAAGUGGUGGCAGGCUGGAAUGCUGAUGGUCGCUGAAAACAUCUCCCUGGGUAUCCUCUCGCUCCCAUCUGCCGUUGCAACUCUCGGCAUUGUCCCGGCCUUCCUCAUUAUCCUCGGCCUUUCUGCCAUCUCCUGGUACACUGGCCUUGUCAUGGGCGAGUUCAAGCUGCGGUAUCCCCACGUGCACAGCAUGGGUGAUGCCGGUGAGAUGCUCAUGGGCCCCUUCGGUCGUGAACUCUGCUACUGGGGCCAAUUGCUAUUCAUCAUCUUCCUGAUGGCCAGUCACAUCCUUACUUUCACUGUGCUCUUCAACACCAUCACCAACCACGGCACUUGCACUAUUGUCUUUGGCGUGAUCGGUCUGGUCGUCAGCUGCAUUUGUGCGCUGCCCCGAACCACUGACAAGGUCUUCAUCAUGUCAAGCGUGUCUGCUGUCAGUAUCUUGACUGCUACUAUCGUCACCAUGAUCUCCAUUGGCGUUCAGGCCCCGGACUACGUUGAGAAUGAUAUUACUACCGAUCCUACCUUCGUGGACGCUUUCCUGGCUGUGACCAACAUUGUGUUCGCAUUCAUCGCUCACGUUUCUUUCUUCGGUAUCAUGUCUGAGAUGCAGGACCCGGCCGAGUUCCCCAAGUCCUUGGCUAUGCUGCAGAUCGUCGAUACGGUCAUGUAUAUCGUGACCGCGAUGGUUAUUUACUGCUACGCCGGCCCGGACGUUUCUUCUCCUGCGCUUUCUUCGGCUGGUCCCCUGAUGAAGAAGGUUGCCUACGGCCUGGCUAUUCCAACUGUCAUCGUUGCCGGUGUCGUCUUUGGCCACGUUGCUUGCAAGUAUAUCUACGUCCGUAUUUUCCGUGGCGAGCGCUCGCACCACAUGCACCAGCGCAGUCUGUUGGCUACUGGUACCUGGGUCGCAAUCGGUCUUACUACCUGGACCAUUGCCUGGGUUAUUGCCGAGUCUAUCCCAGUGUUCAACGAUUUGUUGAGUCUCAUUAGCGCUCUCUUUGGUAGCUGGUUCAGCUACGGCCUGCCCUCCAUCUUCUGGAUGCUCAUGAACAAGGGACAAUGGUUCGCCUCCCCCAAGAAGAUCGUCAUGUUCACCAUCAACCUCAUUAUUCUGGGAAUCGCCUGCGUUAUCUGCGGAUUGGGACUGUAUGUCUCGGGCAAGUCGAUUCACGACAGCUCUUCCAAGGCCAGCUGGACCUGCGCCAGCAACGCUAUCUAGAUACGACCAAGAUCUCGGCGGGACAUAUCGCUUGUGUCUCGUCUCCUGGGCCCGUUUUUGUAUAGAUUUCUGGAUACUUGCAUUGAAAGAAUGAUGGACAUGUUGCAUGUUUACUGUAUAGCAUCGAUUGGCUGGGCAACCCUAGUUGGUUGAAAAUAGAUUUGUUUGAUUGCGCUUAGACCAUAAUCAGAUGUUUGUAACAAUCCUUCGAAUUUAGAUAGAUAUACAUCCUCCCCGUCG